AUGCGGCCCGGUGAGAGCUCAGAGGGCUCGCGCUCACCUCGCCGCGGAGGAUGCGUCGGAGCCCGCACUAGCGGCACGGAACGCCGUCUGAUGGAAGGAGGAGGAGGAGGAGGAGGAGGAAGUGUCGGAGGACGACAAGGGAUGACCGAAGGAGGGAUGACUGCGCGCCGUCUCCUGUGGAUCGUCGUCCUCGGCUCGCUCUGCACGCACGCGCAAGGUUUUAUCUACACUUGCGGCGGCACCCUCAAGGGGCGAAACGGCAGCGUGGAGUCACCGGGGUUCCCCUACGGCUACCCUAACGGGGCCAACUGCACUUGGGUCAUUAUCGGCGAAGAAGGCAGUCGCAUCCAACUCCUCUUCUUAUCCUUUGCGAUCGAAGAGGAGUACGACUUUUUGUCAUUGUACGAUGGCCACCCGCAUCCGGCCAAUUUCAGGACCAGGUUAACCGGGUUCCAGGUGCCUCCUCCGGUCACUAGCACCGGGAACGUCUUCUCUUUGAGGCUGACGAGCGACUUUGCCGUCUCCGCACACGGCUUCAAGCUCAUCUACGAAGAGCUGCACAGUACAUCCUGCGGGAACCCCGGCGUCCCGCCCAAAGCGGUGCUAAGCGGCGGCGGGCGCUUUGCCGUGGGGGACAGCGUGCGCUACGCUUGCGUGUCCGGCUACGUCCUGGACGGCCACGCCACGCUCACCUGUGUGCUCAAUGCCGGGAACACUGCCGUGUGGGACUUCCCCGCGCCCAUAUGUCGAGCUGAGGACACAUGUGGGGGCACUGUGCGGGGCGGCAGUGGGGUGGUGACCAGUCCCGGUUACCCCGGCAACUAUGGUAACCAGGCCGACUGUACUUGGAUCCUAUUGGCCGAACCCGGAGACACCAUCUCUGUCGUCUUUACAGACUUCCACACUGAGGAGAAAUAUGACUACCUGGAGGUGGAGGGAUCAGAGCCCCCAACCAUCUGGUUGUCAGGCAGCAAUGUACCGUCACCUGUCAUAAGCAACAAAAACUGGCUCCGCUUGCAUUUUGUUACGGACAACAAUCACCGGUACCGUGGUUUCAGCGCACACUAUCAAGUAAAUGAAGGUGGUGUGCGCCAGGCGUCAAACUCUUGCCCUGACCCUGGAGAACCUGAAAAUGGUAAACGCCAUGGCAACGACUUCAGCAUCAGCAGCCUGGUCCAAUUCACCUGUGACGAAGACUAUGUCCUCCAAGGCAGCAAAAGCAUCAGCUGCCAGCGAGUGGCCGAGGUCUUUGCAGCUUGGAGUGACCACAGGCCCGUCUGCAAAGUCAAGACGUGCGGCAGUAACCUUCAGGGACCCUCGGGGACCUUCACCUCGCCCAACUUCCCCAUUCAGUACGAGAGCAACGCCCAGUGCGUUUGGAUCAUCACGGCAUCCAAUCCCAAUAAAGUGAUCCAGAUUAACUUUGAGGAGUUCGACUUGGAGAUCGCUUACGACACGCUGACCAUCGGAGACGGCGGGGAGGUGGGGGAUCCGACCACCAUCCUUCAGGUCCUGUCGGGCAGCUUCGUCCCCGACCUGAUCGUUAGCAUGACCCACCAGAUGUGGCUCCACUUGCAGUCGGACGAGAGCGUGGGCUCCAUCGGCUUUAAGAUCAACUACAAAGAAAUAGACAAGGAAAGCUGCGGCGAUCCCGGGACGCCCCUUUAUGGAAUAAGGGAGGGCGACAGCUUCCUGAAUGGCGGCCUCCUGCGCUUCGAGUGCCAGUUUGGGUUUGAGCUGAUCGGGGAGAGAAGCAUCUCCUGCCAGGACAACAACCAGUGGUCGGCAAACAUUCCCAUAUGCAUUUUCCCCUGCAUGUCCAACUUCACGGCGCCUUCCGGAACCGUCCUCUCGCCCGACUAUCCGGAAGGCUACGGCAACAACAUGAACUGCGUCUGGCUCAUCCAGUCGGAACCGGGCUCGCGCAUCCACUUGGCGUUCAACGACUUUGACCUGGAGGCGCCCUACGACGCGCUCACGGUGAAAGACGGCGAGACGGGCGACACCGCCGUCGUCGGCAGGUUCUCGGGCGCCGAGAGUCCCUCUCACCUGACGUCCAACACCAACACGCUGAGGCUGGAGUUCCAAGCGGACCACUCCAUGUCGGGGAGAGGCUUCAACAUCACCUAUAGCACGUUUGGCCACAACGAGUGCCCGGACCCUGGCAUUCCAAUCAAUGCCCGCCGCUUCGGAGACAGCUUCCAGCUGGGCAGCUCCAUUUCUGUGGUGUGCGAGGAUGGCUUUAUCAAAACCCAAGGAACCGAGACCAUCUCCUGCCAGCUGGAGAGAGGAAAGGUCAUGUGGAGCGGGCCCAUCCCCAAAUGCGAAGCUCCAUGCGGUGGACAUUAUUCAGCCCCCAACGGAGUGAUUCUGUCCCCGGGGUGGCCCGGUUAUUACAAGGAUUCCCUCAGUUGCGAAUGGGUGAUUGAAUCCGAACCCGGGCGAUCGAUCAAAAUCACCUUUGACAAAUUCCAGACAGAACUGGGUUACGACUUCCUGGAGAUCCACGACGGCCCCAAUCUCCUUUCUCCGCUGGUGGGCUCCUUCAACGGCACCCAGGUUCCGCAGUUCCUCUUUAGCACCACCAACUUCCUCUACCUGCUCUUCACCACCGACAACAGCCGCUCCAAUGCUGGCUUCAAGAUAUUAUAUGAGAGUGUCACGGUGGACAGCUACUCGUGCCUGGACCCCGGGAUUCCCCUCAACGGGAUCCGCUACGGUCAGGACUUCUCCAUCGGGUCCACGGUGUCGUUCGGUUGCGAUUCGGGCUACAGGCUGAGCCACGAGGAGCCGCUUGUGUGCGAGAAGAACCACUGGUGGAGCCACGCUUUACCAACUUGCGACGCUCUGUGCGGCGGUGACGUCCGAGGCCCCUGGGGCACCAUCCUGAGUCCCGGCUAUCCGGACAGCUACCCGUCCUCCCUCAACUGCACCUGGACUGUGGAAGUCAGCCACGGCAAAGGCGUCCAGUUUCAGUUCAACUCCUUCCACCUGGAGGACCAGCACGACUACCUGCUGGUCACGGAGAACGGGAGUUUCCUCCAGCCCCUGGCCCGCCUGACCGGCAACGAGUUGCCUGGCAACAUCAACGCCGGUCUCUAUGGCAACUUUAAAGCCCAAUUACGAUUCAUCUCCGACUUUUCCAUUUCCUACGAGGGCUUCAACAUAACGUUUACGGAGUACACCCUGGAGCCAUGCGAGGAUCCCGGGAUGCCGCGCUUCGGUCGGAGAAACGGUUACAGCUUCGGCAUCGGAGACACACUGUCGUUCUCCUGCAAUAUGGGCUACCGCCUGGAGGGGGCGCCUGAGCUGAUCUGCCUGGGCGGCGGCCGAAGAAUGUGGAGCGGCCCGCUACCGAGAUGCGUCGCCGAGUGCGGCUCCUCCGUCAUGAACAACGAAGGAAUCCUGCUCUCGCCCAACUACCCGAUGAACUACGACAACAACCACGAGUGCAUCUACAGCAUCCAGGUUCAGGCUGGGAAAGGCAUCAACAUUUCUGCCCGGACAUUUCACCUGGCCCAGGGGGACAUACUCAAAAUUCACGACGGCAAGGACAACACAGCCCACGUCCUGGGGGCGUUCACCGGCACGUCCAUGCUGGGCCUGACGCUCAUCUCCACCUCCAACCACCUGUGGCUGGAGUUUUACAGUGACCCCGAAGCCACUGGGGAGGGGUUCAAACUGGUCUACUCCAGUUUUGAGUUGUCUCACUGCGAGGACCCCGGCGUGCCGCAGUUUGGCUUCAAGGUCAACGACCAAGGGCAUUUCUCCGGCAGCAGCAUCACGUACCGAUGUGAACCCGGUUACACCCUGCACGGGGCCACCGUGCUCAAGUGCAUGACGGGCGAGAGGAGAGCCUGGGAUAACCCACUUCCUUCCUGUAUCGCCGAGUGCGGCGGACGUUUCAAAGGCGAGUCGACGGGAAGGAUCCUUUCUCCCGGUUAUCCGUUUCCUUAUGACAACAACCUGCGGUGCACCUGGACCAUUGAGGUGGACUCUGGAAACAUUGUCAGCCUUCAGUUCCUGGCGUUUGACACCGAGGCCAGCCACGACAUGUUACGGGUUUGGGACGGACCUCCCACCAAUGAAAUGUCUCUGGCGGAACUUAGCGGGUCACUGUUGCCCGAGGGCAUCCACUCCACGCUCAACAUUGUCACUGUUCAGUUUGAGACUGACUUUUACAUCAGCAAGUCGGGAUUUGCCAUUCAGUUUUCCAGCUCGGUGGCAACCGCCUGCAGGGACCCGGGCGUGCCGAUGAAUGGCACCCGCAUCGGCGACGGCCGGGAGCCGGGGGAUUCGGUGUCCUUUCAGUGCGAUCCGGGAUACGAACUCCAAGGGGAUGACAAAAUCACCUGCAUACAAGUGGACAACAGAUACUACUGGCAGCCCAGUCCACCUGUCUGCAUCGCUCCCUGCGGAGGCAACCUGACCGGCUCCAGCGGCUUUAUCCUGUCCCCAAACUUUCCUCAUCCUUACCCGCACUCCAAGGACUGCGACUGGCUCAUCGCCGUCAAUCCCGAUUACGUCCUGUCGCUGGCUUUCAUCAGUUUCAACAUUGAGCCAAACUACGACUUCCUGUACAUCUACGACGGGCCGGACAGCAACAGCCCAUUGAUCGGCAGCUUCCAAGACAGCAAACUGCCCGAGCGAAUCGAGAGCAGCUCCAAUACCAUGCACUUGGCCUUUCGAAGCGACGGCUCCGUGUCCUAUGCCGGCUUUCACCUGGAGUACAAAGCCAAGUUGAGAGAGUCCUGCUUUGACCCGGGAGUGGUGCUGAAUGGGACCAGACUGGGAUCGGACUAUAAACUGGGUUCGACCGUAACCUUCUACUGUGAAGCUGGAUAUGUUCUGCAGGGUUACUCAACUCUAACAUGCAGCAUGGGAGACGACGGCAGGCCCGGAUGGAACAGAGCCUUACCGAGUUGUCAGGCUCCCUGCGGAAGUCGCUCCACGGGAUCAGAGGGAACCGUUUUGUCUCCAAACUUCCCUCGCAACUACACCACCGGGCAAACCUGCGUCUACUCCAUAGCUGUGCCACGUGAAUUCGUCCUCUUUGGUCAGUUUGUGCUUUUCCAGACAUCUCUAAACGAUGUGGUGGAGAUCUAUGACGGGCCUACUCAGCAGAGCACGCUGCUGUCAUCUCUCUCCGGGUCCCACUCGGGAGAGUCGCUGCCGCUGAGUUCGGGCAAUCAGAUCACCGUUAAGUUUACGACCGUGGGGCCGGAAACGGCGAAAGGCUUCCACUUUGUCUACCAAGCCGUGCCCCGGACCAGCGCCACGCAGUGCAGCUCGGUCCCAGAGCCACGGUUUGGACACCGCUUGGGCAACGACUUUGCGGUGGGCUCCCUGGUCCAGUUUGAGUGCAACCCCGGCUACGUCCUGCACGGCUCCACCGGCAUCCGCUGCGAGAGCGUGCCCGAUAACUUGGCACAGUGGAACGACAGUCUGCCAACUUGUAUCGUUCCCUGCGGGGGUGCGUUGAGUUCCCGUCACGGCACCAUCCUUUCGCCCGGCUACCCGGAACCUUACGACAACAACCAGAACUGCGUGUGGAAGGUGUCGGUCCCCGAAGGCGCCGGAAUCCAAGUUCAGGUUGUGAGUUUCGCAACGGAGCACAACUGGGACUCUUUGGAUUUCUACGACGGCGCCGACAACCAUGCGCCGAGGCUGGGAAGUUACUCUGGCACCACCAUCCCGCCACUGCUUAACAGCACAUCCAACAACCUCUACCUCAGCUUCAGCUCCGACAUCAGCGUCUCUGCCGCCGGCUUUCACCUGGAAUAUACAGCUAUCGGUCUGGAAUCGUGUCCCGAGCCCCAGACUCCAAACUACGGAAAAAGACAAGGGGACCGUUUUAUGGUGGGCGACGUGGUGCAGUUCGCCUGUGAACAAGGAUACUCUCUUCAGGGAAACGCUCACAUCACCUGCAUGCCGGGCCCUGUUCGCCGAUGGAACUACCCCGUGCCUCUUUGUCUCGCUCAAUGCGGAGGGGCACUGACGGACGUGAGCGGCGUGAUCCUCAGCCCCGGUUACCCUGGCAACUACCCCAGUGGAUUAGACUGCACUUGGACCGUCAAUUUACCUGUUGGAUUCGGCAUCCAUCUGCAGUUUGUUAACUUCUCCACUGAAGCCAUCCAUGACUACCUGGAGAUCCGCAGCGGGAGUCUGGAUACGGGCUCGGUCAUCGACCGCUUCAGCGGUCCGCUGGUUCCCAAAGCUCUGUUCAGCACCACGCACCAGACCAGCUUCUUUUUCCACAGCGACUACUCUCAGAACAAGCCGGGCUUCCACGUUACGUUUCAGGCUUACCAGCUCCAGAGUUGCCCGGACCCCCGGCCAUUCCGUAACGGCAUUGUGAUCGGCACCGACUUCAGCGUGGGUAUGACGGUGUCCUUCGAGUGUCUUCCCGGCUACUCCCUCAUCGGGGACGCUUCCCUGACGUGUUUGCAUGGAAUCAGCCGGAACUGGAACCACCCGCUGCCUCGUUGCGAAGCUCUUUGUGGUGGAAACAUCACCUCGCUAAAUGGAACUAUUUACUCUCCCGGUCACCCCGAGGAAUACCCCAACUUCCAGGACUGCGUGUGGAGCGUCAGGGUCCCGCCCGGACACGGGAUCUACAUCAACUUUACAGUCCUGAGCACGGAGCCCGUGUAUGAUUACAUCACCGUGUGGGAUGGUCCGGACCAAUCAUCUCCUCACAUUGGCCAUUUUAGCGGCAACACGGCUCUGGAGUCGGUCUACUCCACCUCCAACAUCAUCCUCAUCAAAUUCCACUCGGACUUCUCCGGAGCCGGGUUCUUUGUUUUGAGCUACCACGCCUACCAAUUAAGGGUCUGCCAGCCCCCUCCGGAGGUGCCCAAUGCUGACAUGCUGAUGGAGGAUGGCGAGUUGGAGAUAGGUGACAUCAUUAGGUACAGGUGCCAUCCUGGAUUCUCAUUGGUCGGCAGCGAUAUUCUCACCUGCCGCUUGGGAGAGCGGCUACAGAUGGAUGCGCCCCCGCCGACGUGCCAAGUUCAAUGCCCCGCCCAUGAUGUGCGAUACGACUCGACGGGUGUGAUCCUGAGUCCCGGUUGGCCCGAGAGCUAUCCCAAUCUGCAGAUGUGCUCGUGGAGCGUCAGCGUGGAGAAGGGCUACAACGUCACCAUCACUUUUGAAAGCUUUCAUACGGAGAGAGAGUUUGACGUGCUGGAAAUUUUUGAUGGUCCGUCCGCCAACGACCCAACGUUGGCCACGCUGAGUGGCGACCUACCAACGCCCUUCAACAUCACCACCUCCGGGCACCAGUUCUUGGUGCGCUGGUCGUCGGACCACGGCACCAACAAGAGGGGCUUCAGAAUCCGCUAUGUUGCUCUGUACUGCUCCACGCCGGACUCGCCGCUGCACGGCUCCAUCUCGUCUCAGACCGGCGGCCACGUCAACAGCGUGGUCCGCUGGGCGUGCGACCGCGGCUACCGGCUAGUCGGCAACGCCACGGCCACCUGCCGCCGCACGCCGCUCGGCUACCACACCUGGGACUCACCGGUGCCGGCUUGCCAAGCUGUCUCGUGCGGAGCCCCCAAGGCGCCGACAAACGGCGGCGUUUUAACAGCCGACUACUCGGUGGGAACGCGAGUCUCCUACUUCUGCAACGACGGCUACAGGCUCUCCAGCAAAGAGCUGACGUCGGCCAUCUGCCAGCCCGACGGGACGUGGAGCAACCACAACAAGAUCCCGCGGUGCUCAGUGGUGGUGUGCCCUAGCAUCGGCUCUUUCUCCCUGGAGCACGGGCGCUGGAGGAUCGUGAACGGCUCGCACUACGAGUACAGGACCCGCAUCGUGUUCACCUGCGACCCGGGCUACUACCGCUUAGGACCCGCUCACAUCCAAUGCCUCCCCAAUGGCGUGUGGAGCUGGAAGAAUGAGAGGCCCCAUUGUCAGAUCAUCUCCUGCGGGGAGCUGCCGGCCCCGCCCAGCGGCAAGAAAAUCGGCACGCAGACGACCUUCGGGGCGACGGCCAUCUUCGCCUGCGACGCCGGCUUCAUGUUGGUGGGCUCGGCCGUCAGGGAGUGCCUGUCGUCCGGUCUUUGGAGCGGAACCGAGUCGCGCUGUUUAGCCGGGCACUGCGGCAUCCCCGAGGGUAUCGUCAACGGUCAAGUGAUCGGGGAGAACUUUGGUUACCGCGACACGGUGGUCUACCAGUGUCUCCCCGGCUUCCGGCUGAUCGGCUCAUCGGUCCGGAUCUGUCUCCAGGACAACCAGUGGUCUGGCCAGCUUCCCAUCUGCAUACCCAUCAGCUGCGGCCACCCGGGCAGCCCUAUCUACGGCCGCACGGUGGGGAACGGCUUCAACCUCAAUGACGUGGUCAGCUUCGUGUGCAACCGGGGCUAUGAGAUGGAGGGGCCGGCCCGCGCCCACUGCCAGGCCAACCGUCAGUGGAGCCACCCGCCCCCAACGUGUAAAGUGGUCAACUGUUCGGACCCCGGCAUCCCGGCCAACUCCAUCCGCCAAAGCAAAAUCGAGCAUGGCAACUUCACCUUCGGCACGGUGGUGUUCUACGACUGCAACCCGGGCUACUAUUUGUUCGGUUCGCCUGUGUUGAGCUGUCAGCCCACCGGGCAGUGGGACAAGCCGCUGCCGGAAUGCAUCGUUGUCGACUGCGGGCACCCCGGCUCCCCCCCAAACGGCGUGCUGAGCGGCGAUAAGUUUACGUUCGCUUCGACGGUUCGAUACUCCUGUCUGGGGGGCAGGCAGCUGAAGGGGGAGUCGUCCAGGAUGUGUCAGCUCAACGGGAUGUGGAGCGCCCCCAUGCCCUUCUGCUCUGGUGACAUAGCUGGCUCCUGCGGCGAUCCGGGCAUCCCGUCCCACGGGUCGAGGGAACAGACGGAUUUCCGUAUCCGCUCCAAGGUGUUCUUCAGCUGCACGGAGGGCUACCAACUGAUGGGCUCGGCCGAGAGGAUGUGCUUCCCCAACGGGACGUGGUCGGGAACGCAGCCCUUCUGCAAACCCAUCCAGUGCGGUAAUCCCGGUACUCCCAGUAACGGCAGAGUGUUUCGACUGGACGGGACCACCUUCUCCCACUCGGUCAUCUACUCCUGCGUGGACGGAUAUCUGCUCUCUGGCGCCACCUCCAGGCUCUGUCUGGCCAAUGGGACUUGGUCAGGAACCCAGCCCAACUGUACCAUGAUUAACUGCGGCGAUCCCGGAGUUCCGGCGAACGGCCUUCGCUACGGCGAAGACUUCACCAUCGGCCAGAACGCGACCUUCCAGUGCCAACCCGGCUACAGGAUGGAGGAGGACGGCUCGCCCGUCAGGAUGUGUACUCAAAACGGGACGUGGAGCGGGAACAUGCCCGUAUGCACAGCGGUGACGUGUCCAACUCCCCCCGCCGUCAGCAACGGGGUCCUGCAGGGUAGCGACUUUGAGUGGGGCAGCAGCGUGAGCUACAGUUGCUCGCCGGGCUACGAACUGUCCUUCCCGGCCGUGCUCACCUGCGUGGCCAACGGGAGCUGGAGCGGGAUGCUGCCGCAGUGUCUGCCCAAGUUUUGCGGCGACCCCGGGACCCCGGCCAGCGGUUCUCGAGAGGGUCGGAGUUUCAUCUACCAAUCAGAAGUGACCUUCUCCUGCUCCCCGCCGCUUCUUCUGGUCGGCACGGCAACCAGGCUCUGCCAAAGUGACGGCAGCUGGAGCGGUACACAGCCUCGCUGUAUCGAGCCGACCAAGACGAGCUGUGACAACCCGGGAACGCCCAGAUACGGAUCCCUCAACCGUACUUUUGGAUUCAAGGUGGGCAGCAUGGUGUCUUUCCAGUGCCAGCCGGGUCACCUGAUCCAAGGCUCCUCCUCCAGAACCUGCCAGCCCGACCUGAGAUGGAGCGGGAUGCAACCAGAGUGUAUACCACACGCGUGCAAGCAGCCCGAGAACGUGCUCCACGUGGACGUGGUGGGCAUGGACCUGGCGGGCUUCGGCUACACGCUGGUGUACAGCUGCCAACCCGGCUACUUCCUCGCCGGGGGUUCCGAGCACCGGGUCUGCAAGAAUGACGGCACCUGGACCGGAAAGAUGCCGAUAUGUCGCGCUGGAGAGAAAAAGAAAACGGUGAAACCAGCAACGGGAACGCCGAGCCCCAAACUCAACGUCCCCGACGACGUUUUCGCUCCCAACUAUAUCUGGAAGGGCUCGUACAAUUACAGGGGCAGGAAGCAGCCCAUGACGCUGAGCAUCACCAGCUUCAACGCCAGCACGGGCAGAGUCAACGUCACCCUGAGCAACGGCAACAUGGAGCUGCUGCUAUCAGGUCUUUAUAAGACCUCCGAAGCCCGUCUGCUGUUGCUGAUGUACCACGUCAACUACGUGCAGCAGGGAAAUCAGCUGAAAGACUCCAGCAUUUCUCCCGCCAAGAUCAUAGAAGACUCGUGGACCAUGGACGGAUUUGUGUCGGCCGAACCCGAGGGGUCCAGUUACGUGUUCCAGGGCUUCAUUCAGGGAAAAGACUACGGACAGUUUGGACUCCAGCGACUUGGACUGAACAUGUCGGAGAGUCAGAAUUCACAUCCGCCUCAGCUGGGCACCAACAGCAGCUCAGUGGCCAUCGCCAUCCUGGUGCCUUUCUUUGCGCUCAUCUUCACAGGAUUCGGCUUCUAUCUUUACAAACAAAGGACCACACCGAAGACCCAGUACACGGGCUGCUCGGUCCACGAGAACAACAACGGGCAGGCCGCCUUCGAGAACCCCAUGUACAACACCAACGCCAAGGCGGUGGAGGGGAAGGCGGUCCGCUUCGACCCUAAUCUCAACACGGUCUGCACCAUGGUCUGAGGAGCUGGAACGGAAAACGCUUUCCAGUAUUCCCACAGGUCUCGGUCGCUCCGUCUGGAAUCUCGCAUUGCGGAGAAUAGCAAAAGUUUCUUAUAACACAGGGGGAAGCAAAAAAAAAAAAAAAAAAAAAACUCAUGAGCAAAAGAAGGGAUGAGGGCAGCCCUGGAGACGGCGCCCUUAAUCCUGAGUGAAUGGCGGAUUAAAGUCAAAAAGGGAGCCCGGGCCCCAGUGGAGCAGAUGAGAGCAGGAGGAAGGAAGGAAGGAUGGCAGGCUGACUCACGGAAUGCUUAAAGCACUUUCUCAUUGCGGUGGACGGAAAGGCCGAGGAGACGCAGACAACCCCCAACUGAACUGCAAGUCGAUUAAGCGAAUCGUCUAGAGAGAAGCAGGGGCGCUUAAGAUCUUCAAAUGCCCUCGUAGCUAAUCAGAGCAAACCUGAAACUCACUGGGAGCUGUUUUCACAACGGGAGCCCGAUUCCAAAUAGACUCCGAUGUGAGGCGGACUAACAAAAAAGACUGAGAGAGAGAGACACUUAAAGCACAUCGGACAGGAAACUCUUCCUGUCUGCCCGGGAGAACUUUGACGUGAUGAGUCUAGGCGGAGAGCGCCGUCGGAACUGAACCCCAAGCGGGCCUUGGCGCCGCGCCCUGUCAAUGUGGGCCGCCGGCGCGGUUCCGCUGUGAUCCUGCACUCCGCGAGUGCUUCCUUCUUUAUUUGUUACUACUGCAGAAUCUUCUGAUCUGUAAAUCUAUUGCGGAUAUAUAUAUCAAUAUAUAUUCGGGAGUGGUCACCACCUAUAUUUUUGUGCUAUAUAUUCGCCACGGGGGCGAAGACGAGACGGAUAAUGCAGCAGUCUGGUUUAAAUAUCCGGCCGACUACCGAUUCUGUUUUUCUUUGUCCCCUUAGUUUCCUUCAUGGAAUGUGAAGUCGCACACUUUCCUGGCUUUUUGUGACGGUUGAAAUGAGAUGAGCCCUUGAUUUCAGCGUCCUCUGAGAUAUCGCACUUCUGAACUCAGUCGUCUGUCUGACUUGUUUGAUUGUGCUGAUGUGUUUGUAGUAGGACUUGAGACCUCAACUUGGAACUUUACAAUUGGAUGCCCAGUGGACUUCACUGUGGGGUUUUUUUUUUUUCCAACUGUGCAUUUCAAGAAACACAAGCCUUAUUAUUUCAGCCUGGUUUUCUUUGUUCACUUGUGGUUGUUUCCCAUCAACAAUAAAAUUGGCAGGUUUAUUCCGAGGUUGCAACCACAGUACCCCCCCCCCCCCCCCCUCCCAAAUUGGCCAGUCAACAUGUUCAUUUGUGGUCUUUUCUUUAAUGAGUGCCAAAGUCAGCAUUUAAUUUAUUUCUUUUACUUUAAGAUGCUGCCAGGAGGACAUUUUGUUGGCAGUUCUGUUCUUCCACACUCAUUUUGACAGUUUGGAGUGAUUGUUGUUGUGUGUGUUGUUGUGUCAUCGUGGUUUUAGUUGUUGAGUUUUCACAAGGAAUCUGAUACAGUGCCUACCAAAAAACAAACCUUUUUGGGGAUCUCACCUUCUACAGCCACUUAUCCCACUUUCAAAUGGUAUUUUAUCACCGCCACAAGCUUUUCCCAAUGACUGCAAUAAGAUUGAUUGGAAGGAGCCCCCACCCCCUUGCCGGACACUCAAAUUAUUCCCUGUUUGAGAAUAAUAAAAAAAAGAAGUAAAAAAGAAAAGAAAUUAUGGUUUAAAAAAAUAGAUAUACCCAACUAAACAAAGUGUUUUGUACAGAAAUAUAUUUUUGUGAUGAGAAUAUUUGUAAAAUGUAAUGACUCUAUUAUGUAAAUUUUCAAUGCAACGUAAGAUUAAAAAAAAAGGCGACUUGCUUUUGUAAUUAACAUGA
Molecule: messenger RNA, 12656 nt
Organism: Syngnathus typhle (broad-nosed pipefish)
Lineage: Eukaryota; Metazoa; Chordata; Actinopteri; Syngnathiformes; Syngnathidae
Gene: csmd3b
Product: CUB and Sushi multiple domains 3b
Exons: 71
Coding region: 1-10794 (3597 amino acids)
Source: RefSeq, a predicted model, not a curated record